AUGUCAUCAAUUGUGUGUCAAGGGUUGCAAUCGUGCCUUGAGCCUCGGCUCAUCGAACCACGUGUUUUGAGGCACAAAUUGGGUCCAAACUCUUCUUCCCAAUCCCUUCCAUGGCCUCAAAGGCCUUCCGUGUUGCGACAUCAACAAGAACACCAAGAGAAUUCUCAUAAUGAAGAAGAAAAGAGCAACAAAAACAACAACAACGGUGACUUGGGUGGUUGGAGCUUCAUACAAGCCCUCACCGGCACGUCUCACAAUUGCAAAGAAGUGACCGAGAAGGAGAAAGUCUAUGUCCACCCUCUUGUCAAGCUCUCUUCUUCAACUCUAAGCAACAAAAGCUUGGAAAUGUGCACUGAGAGUUUGGGAAGCGAAACUGGCAGCGACAUUAGCGAAAGAAGCGAUGAAAUCACUUCACUUUCGUUGAAGAGUGAGAACACUCACUUGACAGAGCGAUCAAAAGCCGAAAAAUUCUCAAAGAAACUCACUAGCAGUGCUAGUUUUCCUCCUCCCCUGACUUCGAUCAGUGGAUCAGACAACGUUCGAGUAAGGCCUUGUCGCGAAGGUGGCCGGUUAGUUCUAAAAGCUGUCACAGUUGCUCCUUCCAGCACUUUCUUUCAAACCGAGCGUGUCAAUGGCCGGCUUAGGCUUUGUUUGCUGAAUUGUGACAGUUAUGAAGUAGUUGAGGGAGUUGAUGCAACUAAAGCUGGAGGAGAAUAUUAUGAUGGUGAUGGUGAUGGAGGGAAUAGUGGGAAUGUUGGGUGUGAAAUUGAGAUUGGAGAGUUUCCAAGGCCAAGUAGGUGCAAAGAAGGUGGUGGGAGUGGGAACAAAGGGAUGUCAAGUUUGGGACCAUUUUGGGUGGCUAUUUCUUAA
Messenger RNA from Camellia sinensis, 870 nucleotides. Lineage: Eukaryota; Viridiplantae; Streptophyta; Magnoliopsida; Ericales; Theaceae. The record is from RefSeq and is a predicted model, not a curated record.